Molecule: messenger RNA, 1722 nt
Organism: Marasmius oreades (fairy-ring Marasmius)
Lineage: Eukaryota; Fungi; Basidiomycota; Agaricomycetes; Agaricales; Marasmiaceae
Exons: 2
Coding region: 1-1722 (573 amino acids)
Source: RefSeq, a predicted model, not a curated record
AUGGCCAGCCAGGACGGUGUAGAGGCCUAUUCUCAAGAUCAAACUGCCCAGGCUACUCCAUUUACAACUCGUGUUCCUCUAUGUACUUCACUAUCUUUCUCAGCUUCCGCAUCUUCCUUCGCAUCUUCCUCCACAUCUUCUUCCUCUCUUCCUCUAAAACGAACCUAUUCCUCAACAUCUGAGCUGUUUACCACUGCAGCUUCCUCUUUUCAUCCGGUGGCUCCUCCAAGAACAAGAGCUUCUCAUAUGCCGCGCUCACACCCUCAUCUUCGAAAUGAUCCCCAUGUCUUGCUCACGACCGUCAUGGAUCCUUCACCAAACGAUCCCAACACGCUUUUCCUCCAUCCGCCGUUCACUAAAUUUCCUGGAAUCGAUAAAUAUCCAGAAGGCCUGACAUACAACGUGAUGGCGGAAAAUCCCGAAUGGUUCCUCGAUGCUACUGACUUCGUCAGUUAUGAAGAGACAGCACCAACAAACCCCCGAACUAUCGCAUAUCCCACAUCUCUAGAACCUCCGCGUGGCUGGUGUCCAGCUCGCAAGAAAGAUCUGAAGUGUCGUGUAGAUGGUUGGCCCGAAGGAGAAGAGCCCCGUCUACGGUGCACAUUUUGUCGAAGGACAUACGCUGGAGUGAAUGCAAAGAGUAUGUGGAGAAGACAUGUUUUUGAGAAACACAAAAUCGCCAUGUCCAAUCGUCGUGAAGGGCCCGAACGGCCCAGAGGAAGAGGCACCGGAGCGACAAAGGAAAACAGGCAGCCUAAACACGACAGAAUAGUAAACAUCGAUGUCGUCCCCCAAGGUCUGAGUAAUGACCCUUCACAGAAAUCUCGAUUCCGCACUGCCCUUCCGCUUUCCUCUCAUGAUACACCGUCUACCAGUCAAAACAACGACCUGGAGUCAUGUGAACAGAGUGAGAGGUGCUCGAAGCAACCUUUUCCAACGCCAACACCACCGCUUACCCCACACGCCCGUCUAUCGGAUCCCGCAAGCGGAUCUGAUGAUAUUUCACUCAAAACGCCCGGAUCGCUUGACCACAUUUCAUGUUCCCCGUACGACCCUUCUCUCACUCCUUCCUUCCGACACUGUUCCCCGCGACUUCCUUCAGAAAAGCCUUGGCGCUGGGAUAGUCCCAGUAAUCCUCUUUCCAGUGCCCGCAACCUUUCGCUCAGCCUUCUGGCCGGAGAACUCGGCACGAAGUCUUUAGAUAGUCCCCUCCUCGCACUGGGCAAAGGAGGAAACACCAAGGGUCUAGGUACUCGAACCCCCUUGCAUACGCUCGGGACACCCGAUAGUAACAUCAAAACCCGCCGCUCGUUCCCCCGAUUCCCAAUCUCUUCGCAUCUAGUAGACUCACCGUUGGGGCAGUCACCUUUGAGUCGCAAACCAACAUGCAUACAUAGGAAGACGUUAUCAGAAGUUUCAGAUGAUUGGGCAUUUGGAGUGACCCCUCCAUUGCCAGCGGAUCCUUUCGUUGGUGGAGCGGCUGUUCCAUUAAAUGAAUCUCUACCAUCCACAUAUGCAGAAAGUCCCGUCCUACGACGUGAUACUUACCCUGCACGUGGCCUUGGCAUUGGUCUUCUUGAACCAUUCACGUUGAAUGGCAAACCUGACUCUGAUCGUCCUUCACCGGAAAACAUUGAGGUCAAUACUUGUAGCUCUCUUGAUAGUUCUCCUACAAAAUCUAUCAGGCCUCGCAAGAAGCGGAGGGUUACAAGCCCAUCAUAA